UCAGCUUUCUUCCCCCACAGUGCAACACAGUAGUGUUUGUGUGCACUUGUGUUCAUUUGUGUGUCAUUUUUCUGCUGAAAGGACAAGGACUAACUGAAGAUUGUGUAGCAGUCAAAGAAAAAUAAAGCAUUAAUCACACACAAAUACUGAAACCAUUCAACCAUUAAUUCUAUUUACUGAGCUCAGGAUGUACUUCUCUAAUAAAGAGGAUCUGGGUGUGAGUUGUGGGAACUGAUCAUUGGGAGGGAGAAUGCUUGCCAAAUACUAACAGUAGCUGUGGAUUACUGAAGUGGAAAUAAUAAAGACAAAUCUUUAAGUGUGCAUCAAUGCUGGCUUGCUUGAAGUCACUGGUACAAAAAAGGUAGCCUUAGGCUAAAAGGGAGAGGACAGAUACAGGUUGGUUACUUGCCAGAUGAAGUAAUGGGUAUGACUGCAAACUGAGGGGGUAAAGGGAAGCAGGUGUGUGAAUGGGUGUGGCUACAGAUCAUGGGUUAGUGCAGAUAAGUGAAUCAGGUGACCAGGUGAGGAGCAAAGUCUGAUGGCAUCGGGUGGACAGAUGUAGAAUUCCAGAGAGGUGCUAAAAGAGUGAAUACUGAACACCUAAAUCACAGAAGAAACUAAUAUUACAAGUCUUUGCAUCACUAAACAUUAUGUUUCUUUUCUUUAAUAUGAAGCAAUAAAAAAAAAGUUGUAUCCAUGGUCUUAAUAGGCUUAUCCAGCUACAAUCACAAUGCAAGCAAGUAUUCAUAAUUAGUUGAGUUACACACAGUACAAGAUUUGAGUAAAUUGCCUCUGUUUAUUUCUCUUUGGAGCGCAUGCUUUUAUAGAACCAAGGUUUUGUCUGUAGUUUUAUUAUUACAUGAUGAACAAUUAAUCUUAGAAAACGGGGCUCUAGAAAACUUUACAUUGGGGGGCAAAGAGGUCUAGGCAGUGUCGCACAUACCUCUUCAGUGAAGCAGUGAAAAUCCCCUGGAGUCUACAAAAUAUCCACAAAAACACUUUAAAAGGAUUUAUUCUAUUAUAAUGUUUUCUAAGAAAACAAAGACGAUUUUUAGGUAGGUAAGUUUAAACAGUUCGUUUUUACAAGUAGUUUAAGGACAUAAAAGUGUAAAUGUAGGGGGGGCUCAGCUGGAGGGGACCUGUAGAUCCGCCCCUGCCCUGUUAAGUGGCUCAGUCUAAAUAUAUUCCAUUAUAAUUUUAGAAGCUGGGAAUGUGUUGUCUAGAAAAGUCUUCAUUUGUAGCCCAAAGCUGUGAGAUACAUGGAGUGGGGAGUGACAAGUUCAAUAUAGAAAAGAAAAUACUUAUGCGUCCCAACAGUGCCAUCUUGAGGCUGCCCGAGCUUGUAAACAUUCCUUCUUCAGCCAUCACAGCUGUUUGCAGAUCCUGAAACGGAAAUGACUUCUACGGUGUGCUGAUUUAUCAUGUUUUCCUGCGUGACUACUGAUGAAAGGUUUCAUCAGUGGCUUUCUAGAGUUUCUAAAUCCCAAUUAUCUUCAACCUUCAGAGUUAAUCAUUGCUUUAUAUAAUCGGCGUCGGCGAACAUCACAGGCUGCUUUCACUUUAUAAAGCGAUCCUACAUCGGUACGAUUGCCCUUUGCUUCAUUUCGACGCGCUGAAUUCAACUUUUCUGCAGCGACUGUUGACGAGCUGAAGAUGAACCCAAGUAGCGGAACCCGCAGCGGGAAGACUUUCCUGUUCACGUCCGAGUCUGUCGGAGAAGGACACUCCGAUAAAAUGUGCGAUCAGAUUAGUGAUGCUGUGCUCGAUGCGUACCUAAGUCAAGACCCUGACUCUAAAGUGGCCUGUGAAUGUGUGGCAAAGACUGGCAUGAUUUUACUAGUUGGAGAAGUAACAUCCAAAGCCACGGUAGACCUCCAGACAGUGGUGCGAAACACCAUUAAGAAGAUUGGCUAUGAUGACUCCUCAAAAGGCUUUGACUACAAGACCUGCAAUGUACUAGUGGCUCUGGAACCGCAGUGUGAGGAGAUCUCAGACUGUGUGUUUGAAGGCAGGGAUCAGGAGGAUAUCGGUGCAGGGGACCAGGGCUUGAUGUUUGGCUAUGCCACAGAUGAGACUGAGGAGUGCAUGCCGUUGACCCUGCUUCUGGCUCAUAAACUCAACUACAGGAUGAAGGAGCUGUCGCGGAAUGGAGUGUGUCCUUGGAUACAGCCAGACUCCAAAUCACAGGUCACUGUGGAGUAUCGAGACAACAUGGGAGCCAUGGAGCCCCUGCGUGUCCACACUGUGGUGAUCUCAGUACAGCACAGUCCUGACAUCACCCUGGAGGAGAUCAGAUGCAACCUGAUGGAGAAGGUGGUGAAGGCUGUCAUUCCUGCCAAGUACCUAGAUGAUAACACCAUCUACCAUCUGCUGCCGAGUGGGAAAUUCCUUAUGGGGGGUCCACAGGGAGAUGCGGGACUCACAGGACGUAAAAUCAUAGUGGACACCUACGGAGGAUGGGGUGGGCAUGGAGGAGGGGCUUUCUCUGGAAAGGACUAUUCCAAAGUAGAUCGGUCUGGAGCUUAUGCAGCACGUUGGGUAGCCAAGUCACUUGUCAAGGCUGGACUGUGCAGGAGAGCUCUUGUUCAGAUCUCCUAUGCUAUUGGUGUGAGCCAUCCACUCUCCAUCUCAGUGUUUCACUACGGCACAUCUAACAGAGACGAAGAUGAGCUGCUGCAGAUCGUACAGAAGAACUUUGAUCUGAGGCCUGGAGUGAUUGUGAAAGAGCUGGGAUUGAAGAAGCCAAUUUACCAGGCCACUGCCUGCUACGGUCAUUUUGGCAGGAAGGAGUUCCCUUGGGAAAAGCCGAAGACUCUGGUGUUUUGAGUUUAGUGUUGAGUGUUUUCUAGUUGUGUCCUAGUAAAGUCCGCUUAGUGUCACAUAAUCAAUCAUGUCUAAAUUCACCUGUUUAAAUGUCUUCUCUCUGUUUAAGUGUCUCCUCAUUUCUGGCUUUAAACUGCAAAAGCAGUGGCCACCACCUUUUAUAACAAAGAUUAAUUACUAUUUUUUUAAUUAGAAAAAAGAAACACAUUGAUGUAUUGUUGUAUGAUGGUUACUGUAAAACUGUCACUUUUAUACACACUGUCAAAAUUCUGAAUCUAUAUCUGUACUAUACAUUUAUUGAUUAAAAGGCUGCAAUAAAAAUGGACUUUUAUUAUAA
Molecule: messenger RNA, 3160 nt
Organism: Oreochromis niloticus (Nile tilapia)
Lineage: Eukaryota; Metazoa; Chordata; Actinopteri; Cichliformes; Cichlidae
Gene: mat2al
Product: methionine adenosyltransferase II, alpha-like
Exons: 9
Coding region: 1654-2826 (390 amino acids)
Biological process (GO): S-adenosylmethionine biosynthetic process
Molecular function (GO): ATP binding; methionine adenosyltransferase activity
Source: RefSeq, a predicted model, not a curated record